Megalops cyprinoides (Indo-Pacific tarpon) is the source of this 1426-nucleotide messenger RNA. Its product is annotated as renin-like. The transcript is spliced from 10 exons. Gene Ontology annotation, molecular function: aspartic-type endopeptidase activity. Gene Ontology annotation, biological process: angiotensin maturation. NCBI's taxonomy places the organism in Eukaryota, Metazoa, Chordata, Actinopteri, Elopiformes, Megalopidae. The coding region runs from base 1 to 1329 and encodes 442 amino acids. The record is from RefSeq and is a predicted model, not a curated record.
AUGGCUGUGAACCGUGUGCCCCCCCCACCCCUCACCCCCCACGCCCCGCCUCCUCCAAACAUCCGCGAGGAGGCUGAGGCCAGUCCCUCAGAAGAUACCUGUGUGAGUGCGCUGUCCUCCAAACACUCCAAACGCAUUACCACGAUGCACUGCUGGGCUCUGAUCCUGCUGUCUCUGUCCCUCACCACCAUCCAGGCCCUCAGGAGAAUCACGCUGAAGAAGAUGCCCUCCAUCAGAGAGACUCUGCGUGAGAUGGGCGCGUCCCCAGCCGAGGUUCUCGCUCAAUUAUCACAGAAAGCCGGAGACAGCCCCUUCCCCAGAAACGGGACCGCCCCUACCCCUCUGACUAAUUAUUUGGAUACUCAGUACUUUGGGGAGAUCAGCAUCGGGUCACCUGCACAGAUGUUUAACGUGGUGUUCGACACUGGCUCGGCCAAUCUGUGGGUUCCCUCGUAUGACUGCUCCCCGCUCUACACGGCAUGCUUUACCCACAACAGAUAUGAUUCUUCACAAUCUCAAACGCACGUCCAGAAUGGCACGGGCUUCUCGAUCCAGUAUGCUUCUGGAAACGUCCGAGGGUUCCUGAGCGAGGAUGUGGUUGUGGUGGGUGGGAUUCCUGUUGUGCAGGUGUUUGCAGAGGCCACAGCCCUGCCUGCUAUACCCUUCAUCUUUGCUAAGUUUGAUGGGGUGCUGGGCAUGGGGUACCCCGACAUGGCAAUCGACGGCAUCACUCCAGUGUUCGACCGCAUCAUGUCCCAGCAUGUCCUGAGGGAGCAGGUCUUUUCAGUCUAUUACACAAGAGACCCGAAACACAUUCCCGGAGGAGAGAUAGUUCUGGGAGGGACAGAUCCUGAUUACUACACCGGCACCUUCAACUACCUGCACACCAGCACCAGUGGCAGAUGGGAGGUGACCAUGAAAGGGGUCUCGGUGGGGGCGGAGACUCUUUUCUGUACCGAAGGCUGCACAGCUGUGAUUGACACUGGCUCCUCCUAUGUCACUGGCCCCGCCUCCUCUGUGUCUAUCUUAAUGAAGGCCAUUGGGGCCACAGAAUUGGCCGAGGGAGGGUACACGGUGAGCUGUGACCAGGUGAAGUCCUUACCCAGCAUCUCCUUUCACCUCGGGGGUCUGGAGUAUGACCUGAACGAGGAAGACUACAUUCUUUGGCAAUCCCAGUUUGGAGAGGAGAUCUGCAUGGUGGCCUUCAAGGCUCUGGACAUCCCCCCGCCCACCGGACCCCUCUGGAUACUUGGCGCCAACUUCAUCGCCCGCUACUACACCGAGUUCGACCGCGCCAACGACCGGAUAGGGUUCGCCAGAGCCGUAUGACCCGAGCGGCACUGGCAGGUGGUCCUUCCCGCCCUGCAAUUUCUCCUCAUCUUUUCCUGUCAAUCUCCUCUCCUCCCCACACUGUUCUCUCACGCUU